Messenger RNA from Pseudopipra pipra, 2255 nucleotides. RefSeq names its product phosducin like (gene PDCL). Bases 159 to 1073 code for a protein of 304 amino acids. The transcript has 5 exons. The record is from RefSeq and is a predicted model, not a curated record. Gene Ontology annotation, cellular component: cytoplasm. NCBI's taxonomy places the organism in Eukaryota, Metazoa, Chordata, Aves, Passeriformes, Pipridae. Gene Ontology annotation, biological process: heterotrimeric G-protein complex assembly; regulation of G protein-coupled receptor signaling pathway.
CCGGGGCCGUUCCCGUGCCCGGGGCGGUUCCCGGGGCCGUUCCCGUUCCCGUCCCCGCCCCUUUCCCGCCGUGCCCCGCGCGGCGGCCCCGGAAGGCGGCGGGAGCGGGUCUUGAUAGAAGCUUCUCUCUGAAGGACUGCAAAGGAAUACAGGACAUAAUGACUACUGCAGAUGAUAAACUGCUUGGUGAGAAGCUCCAGUACUAUUACAGCAGUAGUGAGGGUGAGGAUGAGGACAGUGAGAAGGAAGAUAAAGAAGGGGAGAGCAACAUUCCUGAAAGUGUGGGAGAGGUGGAGCUCAGCAGCGAUGUUAGCACCGAUGUCAGCACUGUCAACACAGGUCCCAAGGGAGUCAUCAAUGACUGGAGGAGGUUUAAGCAGCUGGAGACGGAGCAGCGGCAGGAGCAGCGCCGGGAGAUGGAGCGGCUCAUCAAGAAGUUGUCCAUGACCUGCAGGUCUCACUUAGAUGAUGAGGCUGAUAAGCAGAAGCAGAAGGAGCUUCAGGAAAAAAUCAAUGGAAAGAUGACUUUACAGGAGUACAACAUGAUCCACAACGACGAGGACGACGAGGAGUUCCUGCAGCGCUACAGGAAGCAGAGGAUGGAGGAGAUGAGGCAGCAGCUGUACAGUGGGCAGCAGUUCAAGCAGGUCUUUGAGAUCACCAGCGGAGAAGCAUUUUUGGACACGGUGGACAAAGAGCACAAGAGCACCCUGAUCAUGAUCCAUAUUUAUGAAGAUGAUAUCCCUGGCGCCGAGUCCCUGAACGGCUGCAUGAUCUGCCUGGCUGCCGAGUACCCCACGGUGAAGUUUUGCAGAGUGAAGAGUUCCCUCAUCGGGGCCAGCACCCGCUUCACCAACAAUGCCCUGCCAGCCCUGCUGGUCUACAAGGCCGGGGAGCUCAUCGGCAACUUCGUGCGCAUCACCGACCAGCUCGGGGAAGAUUUCUUUGCUGUAGACCUGGAGGCUUUUCUGCAGGAAUGUGGUUUGCUGCCAGAAAAAGACCUGCUGCUCCUGACUUCUAUACAUAACCCUUCUGCAUGUUCCAGUGAGGACAGUGAUCUGGAAAUAGACUGAGGCGCUGACGCCGAGGGCCCGUAGGUGUAGCUGUGCUGUGGGAUGUUCUGUGCUAGGGAUUGUUCUCUCCCUUCCAUAGCGUGGGUUUGUGUUCCUCCCCCUCCUGCACUUUGACUUGUUAAAAAUAACAUAAGGAAUUCCUAGCAUUUUCUCAUUUUCUUAAUUCAGUAAAGUACAGCUGAAACAGUCUCAUUUCUAUGCAAUUCAAAUGUGUUUUACUUACCAUGAAGUUUUAACAUGAUUCAGUAAGUUUAGGAAGUUGUGUGUUGUCAUCUCCCUUCUCCAAAUCUAUUUUAAACGUUUUGUUCUCAGAUCAGCAGUGUGUGGUCAGUGUCCCUACAGGUUUCCUGAACCAGUGUAAUAUAAAUACCAGUUGGAUCAAGAUGUGGUCACCAACUCCCUAAGACAAGAACUGAGACUGCAAAUAGAGGAGUUUUUAAAAUUCAAGACUUAAUAACCUGGUGCUGAACUGCUACCAGUUAACAGUGCAAGGUCCCAUCUGCCAAUUUGCAGUCUCCUUCUUGGAAGUACCUUGUUCUAACACUUGGCCUCAAAUAUUUGUUCCUUUCUCACUUAAAAAUAACGACAUCCCCUGACUUCAUCCUGAAAAUUGCUUUUCAGAUGGAGAGAGUUCUUCUUUCUUUAACCUUCCCUGAGACUUAAAUGAGAAAAUCUUGCAAUUACAGCUUUUAAUAUGUUCUUGGGUUUUAAAAUACUCGUCCUUAGAGUUCACAGUAGUCACUCCAUCAGAAAAUGAGCUCUGGCUCUUCAGAGAGACUGUUACAAAGAGCUCCAACGUGUGUGCUGAGCAGCAGCAAGAAUUUUGUUGGCAAAAUGCAGAAUUAGGACUUAAAUAACCUCAGAAUUUCAUCUCUCCCUAAAAUUACUAAAUCAGUGCUAAAGUUCAUUUCUGUCUGCCUUCAGUAGUAAAAAGUAGACUGUCAUUACUUAAAUAUAGGACCCAGUGUAAUGCUGUGUUUAAUGAUGAAAUUUACUUGCAAUUUUUAUGUAAAGCACUUUGGAACACCAGGAAGAAAUGCAAAUGUGUCUGUGGAUCAUUGUAGGAUCUUAAUAAGAAUGGCUCUUGGGCUAGAAAAAGGAGAAUUUGUAACUGUGUCUAUUUGAACUGUGUUUUUAAAAGUAAUACGAGCAGAAAAAUAAAUAAUCUGUAAUUAAAAAUGA